AUAAGAAAACUUUAAACAGGAAGAGUCCUUGCUGCUGCUGCAGAUCCCUGACUUCUACCCAGAGUGAACCCGUGUGCUACACAAAAAGCAAGAACAACAGCUAGCUGAUUAAUCCUCCAGCAAGAGCCUGCUCUAGGAAGAUCAGGUUGCAAUCCUUCCUUUGUAGCUUUGCACCACACCCUUUCAAUGUGAAUUAGCAGGGGAGGAUUUUAUUCAGCAUUGAUUCAGGAAUUCUUUCUUCAAGAACUGUUGCUAGGCGUUUGGAAAGAUGAAAGGAAGAAAGAAGGGCUGUUCCUUGCCUUUAACCUUUAUCUUGCUGUUCAUCUGUACCACUGGGCAUGCAACUACUGACUUAGAUGACAGAGAAGAUGACGAUGUCCUGGGUGCUGCUUUGCCACCACUGAAACUAGGGCAUUCAGUCUGUGCCAUGAAAGCAGAUGAAGGUCCAUGCAAAGCAAUCCAUAUGCGCUAUUACUUCAAUAUUCAAAGCCAUGAGUGUGAAAUAUUUGAAUAUGGUGGAUGCCAUGGCAAUGAAAACAACUUUCUAACACUGGAAGAAUGUCAGAAGAAGUGUGUGGUAACAGCCACAGCAAGGGAAAGAAUAAAAUUACUUCAGAAGAGGAUGUUGACAAAAAUUAAGAAAGAAAAGCCCAACUUCUGCUUUCAUGAGAAAGACCCUGGAAUUUGCCGAGGCUAUUUUUCCAGGUACUUCUAUAACAAAGAGACAAAGUUAUGUGAAGUAUUCAAGUAUGGUGGGUGCCUAGGAAACCAGAACAACUUCAAGAAUUUGGAAGAAUGCCAGACUACCUGCCAAGGCAACUCAUAUUUAUUGCCAAUUGUUCCAACUGAAGAGCACCCUAACACUGUGAACAGCAGUUCCCCGGUAGAAGAACCCAACCAGUUCCCUGGGAUUUUUGUAAAUUUGUUGCCAACUGCACCAAAUGAGAAGUCAAACACUCUGAACAGUAGUUCCCCAAAAGAGAAGCGCAACCAGUUUCCCAUUUUCUUUGUUAUGCAAGAGGAAACAACAAACAGUUGGAAAAAGCCUGAGCAUUCUUACCAAGUAUUUCUGUUAUUUUUUUGCAUUUACACUUAUUUGUACUUCUGGGGAUUGAGUGAUGACUUACAGACUCAUUGAGGUUUUUGUGUUUCAUAUGAUCUGUAAGAUAACAUUCUUGUGCUUUUUGCUUAGAAUGGUGUGUCUAAUAAAGCUUGAAUGUGUGUUGUAUUCUAUUCUUUCAUUUUCACUGUGAUCCAUGUUAACUGUUGGGUUAAGGUAAGUUUCUGUGAUAGUUGGAUUGUUCACUUACCACAUACAAAACAUCAAUAAACACUGUUAUUAAAAUGACUAAAUAUAAACCAGUAAA
This is a messenger RNA of Pezoporus occidentalis (night parrot), 1367 nucleotides long. RefSeq names its product tissue factor pathway inhibitor-like. The transcript has 9 exons. The record is from RefSeq and is a predicted model, not a curated record. Gene Ontology annotation, molecular function: serine-type endopeptidase inhibitor activity. Lineage: Eukaryota; Metazoa; Chordata; Aves; Psittaciformes; Psittacidae. The coding region runs from base 269 to 1138 and encodes 289 amino acids.